This is a messenger RNA of Lasiodiplodia theobromae, 1614 nucleotides long. Its product is annotated as Amidase. The coding region runs from base 1 to 1614 and encodes 537 amino acids. The transcript has a single exon. Gene Ontology annotation, molecular function: catalytic activity. Lineage: Eukaryota; Fungi; Ascomycota; Dothideomycetes; Botryosphaeriales; Botryosphaeriaceae. The record is from RefSeq and is a predicted model, not a curated record.
AUGAGCGUCCUCUUCACUUCCAUCUCGGACGCGAAUCCCGUCACCGUUGAGGAUGUGCGCAGCUCGUUUGGCAAGCUCGGCGUGACGGUGACGCCGGAAGAGGAGGCCGACUACUUCAAGCUGCUCGCUGGCCUUCACGACGCCGCCAAAAUCGUCGACGCCCUCCCCGACUACGUCCCUCAAGUCGACCUGCAGAGGUUCCCCCGCAGAAACUUGCAUCGUCCAUCCGCUGAAGAGCAGGUCCUCGGUGCUGCUUGGGCACAUACCUUCUCCAUCAACGACCCGUCCACCAACGGCCCCUUGACCGGCAAGACUCUCUGCUUGAAAGACUGCAUCGCCGUUGCAGGCGUGCCGCAGCUGCUCGGCACCGAUUCCAUAGGUCCGUGGACACCCGACUCCGAUGCCACAGUCGUGACGUGGGCGCUUGAAGCAGGCGUUGAGGUUGUCGGCACCGCCAAUUGCGAGAAUUGGUGCCAGAGCACCUCGAGUUUCAGCAGCUCUCAUGGCACCGUCGAGAACCCAUUUGCAAAGGGCUACUCGGCCGGUGGGAGCACCUCUGGAGCGGCCGCCCUUGUGGCUGCUGGUCUCGUCGACCUCGCCAUUGGCGCCGACCAAGGCGGCAGCAUUCGAGUCCCCGCUGCCCUCUGUGGAUGUGUUGGCCUGAAGCCCACCCACGGAUUAGUGCCUUACACCGGAAUUGCCUCCAACGACGCCAACAAUGACCACGCCGGUCCCCUGGCACGUACUGUCAUGGAUGCUGCUCUGUGCUUGGAUGCCAUUUCGGGGUACGAUGGCAUCGAUGACCGAGGCCUGGGCGCGCCGAGACACGGCAGCACCACCUUUGCUGCAGACCUCGCCUCACAGGACCGUAAUGACGCCCAGAACUUGUCUGGAUUCCGUGUUGGUAUAUUGAAGGAAGCCUUCGAGCAGGCCAUUGUCGAACCGAGGAUGCGAAAGGCAGUCUUGGAUGCAGCCAACAAGUUCUCUGCACUCGGUGCAACGGUCGAAGAGGUAUCGAUACCGGAUCACCUCCUCGGCACUGCCAUCUGGACAGUUGAGCAGCGUGUUUCAGGCUGCCUAUCAAUGAUGGGAAAGGCUGCUGGCCGUCGCGGCCUGGGCUUGACGAAGCUUGAGGAAGCCCGACUCCCUUGGACCCAGGAGAAAUUCGACAAGCUCUUCCCGACCACCAAGAACAUCUUCUUGAAUGGAAUUUAUCUGAUGGAAAAGUUUCCCACGCUGUACGCGAAGGCGCAGAAUUUGGGCCGCAGGCUGCGCGACGAGUAUGAGGAAGCACUGAAAAAGUACGAUGUCCUCAUUCUGCCAACAACAAGCUUUGUCGCCCCGAAACAUGGCCAAUGGACAACUCCGAUCGAAACCAUAUCUCCAACUAUUGGGCUGACUAGCAACACGACCAUGUUUGAUGCCACUGGUCAACCGGCCAUGAGUAUUCCGAUCGGCUGGCUACCAGCCCAAGAGGAUCCAAACGUCAUGCUUCCUGCUGCUAUGCAGAUCGUGAGCGGCUUGUGGCAGGAUGGAAAAGUUCUCCGGGCCGGCCACGCAUGGCAAAAGGCAUACGACUGGAAAGAGAUCAAGUGUGAAGACGUAAAGCCUUGA